CUGUAUUUCAUUUUUUAACCACGUGAGAUGGUCUAACAGAAACGUUCGAAUGUUUUUUAUCCAGUAAUUAGUUUUUCUUCAGUUAUGUAUUCAACUCAGCAAUUGGAACUCUUUCCUGAUCGUACUGUAACUCAGUUGCUAUUCAAAGAUGUCAAAAACCCCGCAGAAUUGAGAAAAAAUGCCAUGGAAGGAAAGAUUAAUGGUGCCUUGAUAAACCCGUCUAUGGUGAGACAAUGUUGCUAGCUAGCUAGACAUGUUGGUUUGAUAUAAUGUAUGAAUGCUUGACUGAAGUUGAUGCAAUGAUCCACAAACUGAUGAUUUGAAUUGUUUUUAGAUAGUGAACACCUUCCAAGUGUUAGUGGCAGCAAACAAGGCAGUCCAUUUACAUAGAACUGGAAAAAUGAAGACAAGGAGCUUAUAUUCCGAAAUCAUCUACAACCUUUCACCCACUAAUAAUGUAAGUAGCCUCUAGAAUUAUCACACACACACACAUUGACACACCUUUCAAAGUAAUAUCCCAUCCCAUUGUCUUUGACACAUAUUUUCCUUUAGAUUUCAGAGGCCUUCAAGAGGUUUGGAAUGUCAGACAGUGACAGUGCUGUUCUCAUAGUUCUGGUCCAUCCCAAAGAGGAGACGCAGCACAUGAGUGACAUCAUUGCCAAGGUGGAUGGACAACAGAUCCCAGUUGAAGAUGUCUCCAUGUUGACCGACCCUGCUAAGAUCAAAAAGGUUGGUCUUGUUUUUCUUUGUCAGUCUUGUUUUCCCUGGAGUGCUGGGCACACACACACACACUAAUAUAUAUACAGUGCCUUCAUAAAGUUUUCAGACCCCUUGACUUUUUCCACAUUUUGUUACGUUACAGCCAUAUUCUAAAAUGUAUUAAAUAAAUACAAAUCCUCAGCAAUCUACACACAAUACCCCAUAAUGACAAAGCAAAAACAGGCUUCACGACAUUUCUGCAAAUUUAUAACAAAAAAAAUAAAAAAGAUACCUUAUUUACAUAAGUAUUCAGACCCUUUGCUAUGAGACUCGAAAUUGAGCUCAGGUACAUCCUGUUUCCAUUGAUCAUCCUUGAGAUGUUUCUACAACUUAAUUGGAGUGCACCUGUGGUAAAUUCAAUUGAUUGGACAUGAUUUGGAAAGGUACACACCUGUCUAUAUAAGGCCCCACAUUUGACAGUGCAUGUCAGAGCAAAAACCAAGCCAUGAGGUCGAAGGAAUUGUCCGUAGAGCUCCAAGACAGGAUUGUGUAGAGGCACAGAUCUGGGGAAGGGUACCAAAAAAUGUCUGCAGCAUUGAAUGUCCCCAAGAACACAGUGGCCUCCAUAAUUCUUAAAUGGAAGAAGUUGUCCUUUUAUCUACUGCAUCUGCAUACAUGUGUAUAGAUGACGUAAUAAAUAAUAACUGAAACCAAUAAUGUAUAGAUGAUGUAAUGUAUUAUAAAUGACUCCAAAUGAAAUAUUGUACCAUGUUUGUCUAGUGUCUCAACUCUCUUUGACUAGUCCACAGUGUGGUUUUUAAAAUCUGUAUUUUGUACUGUCAACUAUUGUAUCAUUGUGGAGUGACAGUUUAAUAAAUGUUUCUAACUCUAACUCAACAUGCUCUUGUUUUUUUCUCCAGCUGUACAAAACCACACCCCAGGAGGAUAUGUGUCUACUGGAUGCUGUUGUCUGCAGGAUGGCAACCAAAGAUGUCAUGUAGCUCAGCAAGAAGACAUGGCAGCAAAUGGAACCAUUAAUGUUAUAUCAUUUGUUGUUGUUUAGCUUUUCAUAUUGAUGUUGUUGCACAAUGUCAUAAAACA
Molecule: messenger RNA, 1800 nt
Organism: Coregonus sp. 'balchen'
Lineage: Eukaryota; Metazoa; Chordata; Actinopteri; Salmoniformes; Salmonidae
Source: the annotation of a GenBank genome assembly